AUGGCGCCGCUGACCAAUGGGGCCAACGUCAAGACGUUCCCAGGGUCGCCCACGCAGCUCGACGUUGUCGCUGUCCUAACCAACUUUCCUGAGACACGAAAGUCUCAGAUGACCAAGUUGGCGAAGGAGAUCGGCGACUGCCUGGGCGCGAAGAUCCUCGCCAAGCUCGAGGCCAAUGUCGCCGAGGAGUUGGGGGCGCGCAACCGCCCAGUGGACGUCGCGCAGUGUUUGGCCUCGCUCACCCCUGCCAAGUUCUUCGAGAAGAUGAGCGGUGAUGCGCAGCAGCUUGAUAAUGCUGAAGAUGUCGGGCUUCCCUCGCUGCGCGGGGGCGUCCACCUUGGCCGGCUCGCGAACGCCGAUGAGGUAUAUGCGCCUUUCGCCGCCUUCGGCUUGAUCCGCGACGACUCCCAUCGCUCGUCCGCCAAUGCCCAGGCGGUCAACGAGCACGCUGGGACCCUCAAUCGCCUGCUGCAGUGGGUGGAGUGCCCGCGCGCAACAAAGAGCUCAGGAUCCCACGGGGGAGGUCUCACGCCAGCGGUGUCCCUCGCCUGGCUGGGCAACAUCCACCUAGAGAUCGCCGCCCCGAUGGACAGGGGCGCUCUGGGCAGCCGCGCGGGGGCUACCAAAGAGCGCGUGUUCCUCUACACGGGCCGCCCAGAGCCUCCUCGCAGUGCCCUUCCAGAUGCGUAUGAGCUGCCCGAGAACCACGGGCUGGACGUGGACAUGGCCGUGCUGUCCGGCAUGGAAGAGCUCAUCGGGGGCCCCGAGGCUGCGGGGCAGGCGCAGUUGCCCAGGGCGCGCCCCCAUGCGGACGAGGCGCCAGAAGAAGGCGGGGACCGCUCCGUUCGGUGCCGCCCCGACGCGGAGGGGUUCCUCUUCGCGUUGCCGGACGGCGUGCCCAGUCGCCUGCGGUAUUGUUGGGCCAACGACGAGUGGGUGGCCGAGUAUCGCAUCGGCAACAAGAGCAUCCCGUUGCCUCCAUCGCACGAGAUCACGGCAGCGGCGGAGCGAGUUCCCACUCUCUUCUCGAAGGCGGGGGGGACUGUGACGUUGUCCGAGGCUGCCGCGAAACUCAUGCGCAGCGUCAGUACCUUCGCCUCGGUCAAAGCGUCUUUGGCCGUGGAGGAAGGGGACAAUGUGACCAGUGCGCUGGUCGCCGCGCGGGGGCAGGUGGAGCGCGCCAAGCGCUUGCUGGCCUUGCUCGAGGGCGCGCGUGAGCAGUGGCUUGACGCCACCGAUGAGAGGCGCGCGAAGUCGGUUCUGCGCAUGAGCCAGCAGAGCGCCGAGUUCUUGGCUGGCCUGCCCGCUGGGUUCGGCCUGGAGCAGGGGCAGCCGUCGGGGCUCGCCGGCGCAGAGCCGUCUGGGGCGCCAGCCGCAACGGCGCGGCCGCCAACGAAGCGAGCCCGCGCGCAGAGCGCCGAGCCGCCGGCCUCGGCGCAGAGUUCGCGACCAGCCGCCAGCCGGGCGGAUGCUGUCGCCGGGGGCGCCGAUCGCGGCGCCCGCGGGGCCGCCCUGUUUGCGCCGCUGGAGGGCCAGGCGAUCGCGCCAGGCGCGCAGACCCAGGGGGCGCCGCCAUCCGCCCUGCCUGCGCCGCCGGGAGCCCUGCCGAGCGCGCCAGUUUGCCCGCGGCAUGCGGAGGCGCCGCCUUCUGCCACCGAGCCCAAGCAGGUCGCAGACGGCGCGCCCAUGUCCAGAGGCUGCGGCCCCCGCGGCGGCACAGUGCAGGCGUUCGCCGAGGGCCAGGGCGAGGCGUGGAAGACGGACCGCGACAUCGUCCGCUACACGUCGCAGCGGGGGGUGGUCAAGUGCUCCGAGAUUUGCGGGAACUUGCGCCGCGAAGUUAUGGUGAACGGCAGGAAGAAGCAUUUGGGCUUGCCCCAGAAGGUCUGGGAGGACGUGAUGGCCGCUGCCUUGGCGCAGCACCCUGUCGGCGACUUGCUCGAGGCGGGCGCGCCGAGAUCCAGGGUUAAGUGGCACGCGCCGCCGUCGGCGGAGGCCGGGCGCGAGGCCAUGGUCAAGUGGCGCAAUCUCCUGGUGGACAUGUGCAGGCUCACAGGCCGCGAGGUGAGGGUCCUCUUGCAGCGGGCCCGGGCCCCCGCGGCAAGCGGGUAA
Molecule: messenger RNA, 2112 nt
Organism: Prorocentrum cordatum
Lineage: Eukaryota; Dinophyceae; Prorocentrales; Prorocentraceae
Source: the annotation of a GenBank genome assembly